AUGUUUAGCUAUUAUCCAAUAUUUAUUAGUAUUUUUCUUUCCCUAAUAGUGUUUCGUUUGUCUGCUUACUCUCAUCAAAUUCCUUUUUCCGUGAAAAGUAGUGAUUUUAAUAGUAAAUACUUUACUCUAAAACAAGUUUUACACCAUGGUGGAACUUCACCUUCAACUAAGAACUUAUUCAGAAAGCUUGAAAUAAAUCCCCAAAACAGACAAUCUAUAUUUACCCAAUUUUCUUUUACCGCUAGUUUAGGUGAUAACUAUCAUGUAGUUAGUUGUAUUGAUAACCCAAACCCUAUAGACCAUUUAUUUGGUGUAAAAACGGUUCAGAAUAAAAUUCCAAAUUAUAAAGAUAAAGACUCAAUAUCGAGUUUAGCUAAAAUGAGUUAUGACGCAUAUAUUGAGUUGUCAAAAGAAGCUGAUUGGCUUGAUUUAGACGAAAAUUGGGAGAAACUACCAUUUGGUUGGGAAGAUGUGGGUUUGCGAGGUUACGUAUUUGCAGAUCCAGAUAAUUCUACAAUUAUAAUAGCAUUCAAAGGAACUAGUUUACAUUUAAUAAAUGGUGGUGGUCCGACUGCUUCUAAAGAUAAGCUUAAUGUAAGUUUACCUUCGUUAAUAGCACUAAAUCAUAGUCUACCUGCAGUAUUAUUCCAAACUCCCGGUGAACUCCUCUAUGCAAAACGAAUUGGUCUUCUUUCUUAUAACUCUGAAUCUGAAUUAAACGAUUAUUUGGAAGGAUUGCAUAUUUAUCAUUUUGGACAUACAGCAGAUCCAGUAUACAGUGGCACCUGUAAUGGUAAAACUUCAACAUGUUAUCAUGGAGGAUUCGCUGUAAGCAACACAUGUACAUAUGAUACUCGCGCUAAACUUGGUUGGAGACGCUCAAUUAUGAAUCAUGCUCUGUUACCGUUCAUUAAUCAAGUCAUUAAAGAAUGGCCUAGAAUUACGGAAGGAAAGGAAAAUAUUGCAAAGUGUGAAGUUGACCGAGAAUGCAAGGAUUGUGAAGGAUGGAUUGCACACUUGGUUAAAGAAAUUUCAAAAGCAUCACCUCCAAUACAUAAGGAAACUAAUGAUCUUGUGUAUGUUUUUGUCGACAACUUUAAUAUCACUAUUGAAGGAAAAUAUACUGUUGGCAACCUUGAACACUUUGGUUCAUUUGAUUAUGAAAGAAAUUCACAUUACUUUAGUCAACUUUGCAUUGACUACAGUCGACUUUUUAAAACUGUUCAGCAUGGAUAUAAACUGGGAUAUGCUUCUGUUAUUGUUGGCUCACGUCCUCUGCCAAAUGAUUCUAUAUGGAGACGUAUUCAAAAACAAGGGUAUGAAGUUACUGUGUUUGAUCGGGAUUCUAUAUUACACUGUGAAAAAGAAGUCGAUAUAAAGCUCGCAAUUAGUGCAAUAAAGACUGUUACUAUUAAUGACCCCGGUAUAUUAAUUCUGGUUACUGGAGAUCGUGAUUAUACACUCUUGGUAGAAACGGCCAUGAAAAAUAAUUGGAUAGUUCAGACUUGGUUUUGGAUUUCAGAUUAA
Racocetra fulgida is the source of this 1527-nucleotide messenger RNA. Lineage: Eukaryota; Fungi; Glomeromycota; Glomeromycetes; Diversisporales; Gigasporaceae. The record is from the annotation of a GenBank genome assembly.